AUGCUGCGACACUGGAACCAAGGAUGCAUUUUCGUUGCGUUUCUGGUCGGAGUGGUCUCAUCUCAUCGCCGUGACGUAGCUGCAAGACGGGGAUUUACACCGCAAGCAAUCGAGGAGAUGAAGGCCCGAUCACUCCAUGGGCGGCGAGUUGAGGCGCCCGAGAAAAGAUACUAUACGAAUGAUACGAAGGGAUAUUUUGUCGAGUCCUUGCCAGAUAUCCCGCAAGAAUUCAUGACGGAGAUGUACAGCGGCGUGAUCAAUCUUAACAAGUCCGACGAUAACAGGGGAUUGUUCUUUGUGUUUCAGCCUCGAGUCGGUACCCCGGUUGACGAAAUCACGGUAUGGUUCAAUGGUGGCCCAGGUAACGAGAAAAACAAACUGUGA
Molecule: messenger RNA, 384 nt
Organism: Exophiala aquamarina CBS 119918
Lineage: Eukaryota; Fungi; Ascomycota; Eurotiomycetes; Chaetothyriales; Herpotrichiellaceae
Product: carboxypeptidase D
Exons: 2
Coding region: 1-384 (127 amino acids)
Biological process (GO): proteolysis
Molecular function (GO): serine-type carboxypeptidase activity
Source: RefSeq, a predicted model, not a curated record